Atta colombica is the source of this 1059-nucleotide messenger RNA. Its product is annotated as DNA repair protein RAD52 homolog. The transcript has 6 exons. The record is from RefSeq and is a predicted model, not a curated record. Gene Ontology annotation, biological process: mitotic recombination; double-strand break repair via homologous recombination; double-strand break repair via single-strand annealing. Lineage: Eukaryota; Metazoa; Arthropoda; Insecta; Hymenoptera; Formicidae. Gene Ontology annotation, cellular component: nucleus. Bases 283 to 1059 code for a protein of 258 amino acids.
ACAAAUGUCAAUACGUAUUUACGUAGAACAAUACAAAGGAAACGUUUCCUCGAGUGUUUCCCGUAAAGAAUGCCAUCAAACGCCAUGCCGCCACAUUCGACACGAUUGAUCGAUUUUUCUGUCUGCUAGAUUAUCAUUUUUCGAGAUUUGGGUUUGCUAUUGAUGUCUCGUUUCUGAGAUCUCUCUCUGUUAUUGGUCGAUUUAUUUCCUGUUUACAUUUUCUUGCAUGUUCUUAAUUGCUUUCGCGCGCAAAAAUUGCGAUUUGAAGAUUUUGUCGACAAUAUGUACAAUGGGCACGAGUAUCUGUCGUGUAUCAAAAUCAAUACUUCAAAACAAAUCGCGAUGAAGAAUACGCACGAAAAGGCAGAAUCGAUGGAUCUAACGACGGAGCAUCGUAAUUUAAUCUUAACGGCCAAUAAGGUUUUCGGAGAAGACAAGUGGAGCCAUACUGUUGUGAAUCAAACAUUAGAUUUUGUCGAAAUAAUUGGUGCCAAAUGUUGUACUGGCUGCGUUAGCUUUGUCAAGGUCCAGCUUGAGAAUGGAAAUUUUCAUGAAGAUAUUGGUUAUUACAGUGCAGAGGAAUCCACAAAAGGCUUGUCGAUACACAAUGCCAGAGUUGGUUCUGCUGUAAAUGCCUUAAGAAGAGUUCUGUUGUCAUUUGGAGACAAAAUUGAAAAAGAAUUGCAACAGUUACAAAAACAGAUUGAUUUUAAACAAGCUAAUAACAUACAAAAAAGUGUGAUACAAUCAGACGAGCAGAUUCCAAAUAAAUCAAAUGUUUCAAUUAAAGCACCUGUUUCUUACGUGCAACAAACAGAAUGUACGAGUGAAUCUCCUUCUUUGGAAUCUACUGUAAAUAUAUUUGAGACUAAUCAAUCGUCAUCUACAAAUGUUCAGCUUGACGAACCUUCAUCGAAAAAAAAGAAUUCAAUUCAAGAGAAACUAAGACAAGAGAGGAAAAGGAAACAAAUGGAAAAGCAGAUGGAAUUUAAAAAGCGUAUGAUGGAAAAAGAAGGGUUAGUGUUUACCAAUGACAACAAACCUAAUCCCAAAUAUUAA